UCUCAGUGCUUUCCAAGCAGUCGCUGAAUUCGCAUGUAGAUUACGUGACGUACAUAGAGUUUUAUUGUUUUCUCUAAGUUGUCGUGUUUUGCACGUUAUUUUGAAAUCAUUGAUAUUACAAAGAACGUAUUUCCAAACGUCAAUCAUACAGACGUGUAGUUAUGGAGCAGACGUAUAGUAUGGGUUACAAUUAUGGAAUGCAAGAACUGUUCCCUCAACAUAAAAUUUAUAAUUCGUGCUUCUAUCCAAACGUCUGUCACGUAUGUAAGCUGCGAGACAAUAACCAUUUGAUAUUAUGUAGUCGGUGCGGCAUGAUUUCGUACUGCAGCGAGACGCAUCAGUGGCAACACCUGCCGCAACACAAGGACCUCUGCGCCGCUAUCGUAAAAGUGUUCUCACAUAAUGCUGAGCAGAGAAACGGUGAAGUCGACUUGUGCAGAUUUCAGCGUUCCAAGUUCUCAAUGAUGAACUCAGUCAAGCGGAUAUUGUCGCGUAAUCUUUACCGGUACGAAGAACAAAUGUUCAUGUUUGAAAAAUCAUGCCUGAUAUGCAAUCGACGCGAUAAUCUGUACACCUGCCAAUCCUGCUUUGUCUCAAAUUAUUGCGAUAAUCACAAGAAUGAGUUUUAUAUGAUUCAUAACAACUGCAAUAAAUUAAGGUUAUGUCUCGACUUGGACACGUAUAUCGUAGAUAAAGAGUGGCAUCUUUGCUUCACAGUACCGGAAGUCCAGAACUUUCCUAAUAAAGACAUACCUAUUGUUAACAUGGACGAUUUUCUCUUUAAGUAUGUAAAACGUGGAUUAAUCACGCAACAUUGUUUUGUUGAUCUCUAUUCUGAUUGGAUAUCAGGGCCAUUAACACUGUAUAACGGUUUGAAGGAAACAUAUUUAUUACCAAAACUAACGAAUAUUAUUUACACUAUUCACAUCAUAAAUCCGGACUACAUAGAUAGAGUUAAUUUCUUGAUGUGGGAGCUUCUGUUGCAUAUCUCGCCAUUUAUAAAGGAACUAAGAAUUGUAAUGUUAAUACCGAUGAUAAGAAGCAUGAAAGUUAACUGUGACAUUUGUUCGCAUUGUCGAAAAGACAAGAAGCUUCUUUUCGAAUGUUAUCCUAUGUUGUAUCAAGAUUAUGUGGGUAGCUCGCAAUACAAGAAACCAAACGUGAUUGUAGUGUUUCAAGAGAACUCUGACUGUUUUAAAGAUUGGGUGGGUGUUUUGAAUGUAAUAAAGAAUCAAAACUGUCCAUUAUUUUUAACUACUAAGUCGUUCUCUAAAGCGGAGGGCGUCGCAAGUAACAUAAAACGAAUACUGCGUUUAUCUGUGUUGCCAGUUCGUAUUAUCGAAAAUAGAUUCUGUUCUACGAGACCACAUAGAGACGUUCUGCAUAGUACGUUUUAUCGUAAUAAGUAUUUAAUUUGCUUUGAAACUCUGAAUGUCCCGGCACCUCUAUUUCCAAUGCGUGCUUACUAUGUUAAGUGCUGUCUAUGAUUGUAUUAUCUCGUUUUGCAUUAUUAUGAACGAUACGCGAUAUAAUUUCGAGGAAUUUCGAUGAAUGUUUCUUGUGAAACGUGAAACUUGAAUGAAAGCAUUUAAUAUUUAGCAGCAGUUACGUUGUCUUUCAUGGGAUAUAUAUUUAUCAUUGUCUCAUGCAUGUGAGACAACGUUUCAUAUAUAUGAGAAACAAAUGGUUGCCGCACACCAGUAAUAUAUAUAAUACUUUUGCAAUUUAUGGCGCAGCUAAGCAGCCGCUGUUAUUUGUUAAGCGAAAAAUAUAUAUAAAACGUUCAUAGAAAUUUCUCUUUUUAAUUUUGGAAACUUUAAAACGUGAUUGAAUUGUUUUACUAUGUUUAAAAUAUGCGCACUAUAGUUGAGAUAUAUACAACAUGGACUUUAAUAAA
Messenger RNA from Odontomachus brunneus, 1897 nucleotides. RefSeq lists its product as uncharacterized. The coding region runs from base 162 to 1487 and encodes 441 amino acids. The transcript has a single exon. Gene Ontology annotation, cellular component: extrinsic component of mitochondrial inner membrane. The record is from RefSeq and is a predicted model, not a curated record. NCBI's taxonomy places the organism in Eukaryota, Metazoa, Arthropoda, Insecta, Hymenoptera, Formicidae.